Molecule: messenger RNA, 3022 nt
Organism: Phycodurus eques (leafy seadragon)
Lineage: Eukaryota; Metazoa; Chordata; Actinopteri; Syngnathiformes; Syngnathidae
Exons: 7
Coding region: 136-2406 (756 amino acids)
Source: RefSeq, a predicted model, not a curated record
CUCCCGACACUUCAGGUGAAUGAGAGCUCUCACGGGAAAAGAGGAGCGGGACACGGUUCACUGCGCGUCGCGUUAAGUAGAAACAAUUGGGCAAAAAUAAAUAAAUUAAACAACAACAACAACAACAACAACAAAAUGACUUGUCUUUCGUCGCUCGGGGCGCAUGUUUUCAUGACAGCAUAUCUCCUCUUCCUGAUGGGAUGCGUUGCACAGAAAGUAUACUUUGACUGUGGUGCCAAGGUGGAUGUGGUGGAUGCACAAGGACUGAUACUCUCUCCUGGCUUCCCUUACAACUAUUCUUCUGGGACCCACUGUGUUUGGCAGUUCUUUGUGCCGGUAGAUUAUCAGCUUAUCCUUGAGAUAUUUGACUUUGACGUGUUUGAAAGCCAUGACUCUUCUGCACAGUACUCAGCCAUUUCGAAUUAUGAGGAUAAUGAUGAUGGAGAAGAUGAGGUGACUUAUGCCAGGUUAUCAUUGGAUGAGCCUUCAACAGCAGAUAUUGAUCAGAUCGAUCAGAGUGUUGUCCCAAAGAUCCAGCAAUCUUCCCAAGACAGUGAGCUGGAGAAGGUGAUGGUCCAUGAACAGUCCACAAAAACUGAGAUAGCAAAAGUCUCAAACUCUGCCAAAAGAUCUAUAGAUCAUUCCUCUGGCCUUUCAUUGCCGCCGACUGCUUCUCUUCUGCUUCCUGUAACCGUGUUGAAUACAGAUAAGGCUAUCAACACGGCCUCCGCUUCCCGUCUUAGGGCGCACCCUAGUUCCAUCCCAAGCAUGUCUAGUGUGACCCCAGUUGCCUUCCCACAAUCCACUGACACUACUCCCGUGAGCCCUGAAACCCAGCAAUCAGGGUUUGACGCCUGCCCUCAUGACGUCCUCUAUAUCUCAGAUCUCAUCACCUUUUCCUCAAGGUUCUGCGGGUCAAACCGACCUCCUAGCAGCCAGUUGGUUUUUGGCUCUAGUCAGGAGAUGGUGGAGGUCAUCAUGGAGCUCAUCACUACCACUCAUUGGGGUCGUGGCUUUGCCCUCCUCUUCCACUACAACAAUUUGACCAAGCCGGACGGUGAACGGAGAAGCCUUGUUUCCACAUCUGCCAAGGUAGACUCUCUACUGGCUGCUGUGAGUGGCGCUGCCUUCUUCGCUUUGAUACUUACCAGUGUCCUCUGCGUCAUAUUCAGACCCAAACUGUGUCGAAAGAGAGAGAGCCCCUGUGCAUCCACCAGCACUGAGGUGCCAGUGGGAGUUCAGAACACUAGGGUGGAGGUAAGUGAGCUGCAACCGAUGGCUGAGAGUCAGACCAACCAGGAGAUGGUCAGGAAUCAGGAAAACAACAAGGACAGUCCACCACGCACAGUCAGUGCUGGUGGUGAUACUUCCCAGAAUACAGAAUUGGAACUUUCCUCCAGUGGUUUGGCGGAGCUUGAUUUUGGUCCAGAUGAGGUGUUCAUCAUAUCGUCUGCCCCCAGCCCACAUAGGCCAUCCUUCUCCCAACACACACAAAGGGAGAGGUUCCUGAGGCACAGUGACACUGGUCCCAGUCCUGUGGGUGACUCGCCCCCACCUGCCUCCACCCCCUCACUUUCUGGUCCCACAAGUGAUGGCUGUGUCCGACCAAGAGCGUGGAGCGUACGCACCUUCCAGGAAUUCCUCCCUCCAAUGCCGCAGCUCCAUAAGAAGUGGUGCAGCUGGAACUCUACAAGUCCCUUCACCAAGCUAGUAGACAGCGCACCUCCCAGUGUGGUGUCUGACAACAGGAAGGUUUUCUCCGAUGUUCAUCUGGCGGCCAAGAAUGACACAAGCACCAUUUCUGACUCUUCGAUCAGCAAUGCUUCAUAUCCACUUGCUCAGGCCGCCCAGAGGCAGCGGCGUCUGAACUCGACCAGCAAUUUGCGGCGCUCCCGCUUCACGGGGCCUUGCUUUGGUCUGCUCUCUGAGACUGCAGACCCAACCAAGACCACUGGUUUUAAUCAUGCCCAGAGCUCCCAACCAGAGUCCGUCUCUUCUUCCUCCAUCCACGGUGCCAUUGAGAGCAACCAGACAACAAAGAGGCACGAUUUCCCAGGUGAGGGCGAUCACAUUAAUGUGCCUGUGUUUGCCAUCUCUGAGGAAGAGGACCGGCAACCUCUGGUCUCAGCUGAGCACCUGGGCCAAACCACUGGCACCGCCAUCCAGAAUGGACUGGUUCAGGGAACAUUUGACAGCAAAAGACCUGCCGGUGUAACCUCCAGCCUCAGCCCUCAGAAUCAGAGGGUCAGACUGGAGUGGAGGCCAUGGGGGAGUCCGGUGUUAGAAGGGGUUUGUUCAUUCCCUUCCAAUACACCCACUACCACGACUGAGUCAAACAGCAUCAAUAACUGCCAGUUGCCUCACAGCCAGCCUACUGUGUUGUGCAGUAUGACAAACCCCAUGUGAUUAGGAAGAUGCUGAAAAGACUGGUGGGCCAGUGAAGCAUUCCUGAACUAUUGUUAGUGCCCCCUUUUUUAAAAUGUAACCUAUUUUAAUGGAAGAAAUCAACUUUUGCAAAUUGUUUGCUACGUUCUGGAAUAUAUUAUUCUCUUUCUGGAUGCUGCUCAACAUAUGCUGAGGUCCGACCUGCUGCGGUUUAAGGAAAACAAACAAAAAAGUAUUUUUGAGUGUACAUGAAAACCCCAACUUUUAGGAGCACUUUAUAAGACCAGAUUUGUGAAUUUGAUUUAUGCAUUUUGGUGAAUUAAUGUACUACACCCAUUACACUUCAAUAGCUUUCAGUAACUCAUGAAGUUUGGAUUUUUGUAUUAUGUACAUAGAGGUCUUGGACUCCAUCCCCCCUCCAAUACUUGUUUCUCCAAAGUGUUCCACAAAGUAUAGGUCAUACAUUUAUUGCUUGUAAACAUACAGGGUAUACUUUUACUGGAUUAUGAAAGGGAAAUCAACAUACUGUAAAAUAUAUACUAAUGUAGGCUACAUCGAUAGAUGAAUCUAGUGGGGGGGGGGGGGAAGAAAUCACUAGUAUUUAUAAAAUGAGUUGACAUGAAUUAAUGAAGUUUAA